AUGGCAAUACAACGCCUUGCUCAGUUUUAUCGCUCGUGUCUUUUCCAGGUCAUAAUAGUUGGCCUCGUCAGUCUUUGUGAGCCAGGUAUAUGGACUGCUCUCAACAACCUGGGAGCUGGAGGUCAAGCUAGUCCAUUCCUCAAUAAUGCGGCCAAUGCGCUCACCUACGGUCUCAUGUCUGUUGGAUGUGCAAUAGCAGGCGGUGUAUCCAAUAAGAUUACGCCAAAGUGGGCACUAGUCCUUGGAGCAGCAUUCUACACCCCUUAUGCGGCGGGGCUCUAUUGCAACAACCGUUACGGGAAUGAGUGGUUCAUGCUUCUUGGCGCUGGGCUUUGUGGUAUAGGAGCAUCUCUUCUAUGGGCUAGUGAGGCAGCCAUUGCCGUUGGGUACCCAGAAGAGGCCAAGAGGGGGAAGUACAUCGCCAUUUGGAUGGGAAUCAGGCAGUUUGGACCCUUGAUUGGCGGUUCCAUUUCACUGGCAAUCAAUGUAAACACUCGAUCAACCGGCAAAGUGAGCUACAACACGUACCUCGGACUCAUCGCCAUCUCUGCUCUUGGAGCGCCCAUUGCGCUCCUAUUAUCGCAGCCUCAAAAAGUUGUCAGGAGCGAUGGGACGAAAAUUGCGUACAUGAGGCAGACAAGUCUUUCUGUUGAAACACGUGCCAUUUGGAGACAGCUGAAAAGCUCAUACCUCCUGCUUCUGGUGCCGGUUUUUCUUGCGGGCCAGUUCGGUGUAACUUACCAGAGCAACUACUUGACAACAUACUUUACAGUCCGCUCUCGUGCACUUGCCUCGUUCCUGACAGCCGUAGUGGGUUUCGGUGCUAACCUGAUAACGGGCUAUUUGCUGGAUUUGCCACGCGUUUCUCAGAGAGCAAAGUCUCGCGCCGUAUACAUCGGGAUUGCGAUGUUUAUUAGCGCUUGCUGGAUCUGGAAUGCGAUCGUGGAGGUGCAGCUUUCUCACCAGGAGUCGACAGCUUUCGAUAUCGGCGGCAGUUCAUUCGGCGACUCUGCCUUUGCAGUUUACCUGUUCUUCCGCUUUUUUUACGAGGCGCUGCAAACAUACCUUUACUGGUUGAUGGGUGAAGUCGGCAAAGGCGUGGCUUCGGAGGAGUACCGACACGGGGAUGUGGCGCGUACGACAGGUAUUCUACGCUCAUGGGAAUCUAUUGGCAGUACGAUAGCGUAUGUAGUUGGAGCAACGCACUGGUCGAACUUGAACCAGAUGAUCCUAGGGUUGGUGCUGUGGUUUGCCACAAUACCUCCCACUGUAGUUGCUUUGUACGGCCGCUGGGAGCCAGAGGUAGGCGUUGCGGAGGCAAGACCAACGCCGGAUAGCAGUAGUGUUGAGGAGCAGAAGGUGGCCGUCGCUGUGAAGGCGUGA
Messenger RNA from Neoarthrinium moseri, 1383 nucleotides. RefSeq lists its product as uncharacterized. The record is from RefSeq and is a predicted model, not a curated record. Lineage: Eukaryota; Fungi; Ascomycota; Sordariomycetes; Amphisphaeriales; Apiosporaceae. The transcript is spliced from 4 exons. Bases 1 to 1383 code for a protein of 460 amino acids.